AUUGAUUCCAACUACUCCCUCGUUUAUCUCGAAUUUCUGCGAAUUAUUUCCGUCCUGUGACGUUGAUUUCAACCUUCGCACAAACAGGGCAGGUAAACCCUAAGGCCUCAUUCCCAAAGGAGUGGGGAAAGCGAGUUUGUGGUCCCUCCGACCUGUUAGGGCAAGAGCUUCAGAAUUUCUCAAUUUCAGCCCGCCAACCCACGUCCCGUCGUCGAAACCGUCACUCACCACCCAAGUCGCCGAGAUGGUUCGAUACGCUGCCACCGAGAUCCAGCCCGCGAAGUCGGCCCGCGCCCGCGGUGCCUACCUCCGAGUGUCCUUCAAGAACACCCGCGAGACCGCCCAGGCCAUCAACGGCUGGAAGCUUCAGCGCGCUGUUACCUUCCUCGAGAACGUCAAGGAGCACAAGGAGGCCGUCCCCAUGCGACGAUACGCCGGCAGCACUGGCCGCACCGCCCAAGGCAAGCAGUUCGGUGUCUCCAAGGCUCGAUGGCCCAUCAAGUCCGCCGAGUUCCUCCUCGGUCUCCUCAAGAACGCUGAGGCCAACGCUGAUGCCAAGGGCCUCGACACCGGUGCCCUCGUUGUCAAGCACAUCCAGGUCAACCAGGCCCCCAAGCAGCGACGAAGGACAUACCGUGCUCACGGUCGUAUCAACCCUUACAUGUCCAACCCCUGCCACAUCGAGCUCAUCCUGACCGAGGCUGAGGAGGUUGUCCAGAAGUCCGAUGCUGUUGCCGAGCGUGAGCACCUCAGCUCGCGCCAGCGUGGUGCUCGCCUCCGCAAGGCUAUCACCUCUGCUUAAGCCAAUCAACAACCUUCUUCUCAAAUAGACAAAAUUUAAGCGCUGGUUGAAAACUGGGUUUACGUCGGGCAUCUUCUGUGUUGUAACUGUGACUCUUGACAAGUCUCUUGAACAAAGAGACACAACACCAAGAUUACAAACAAAACUCGAUCAAUUGUUCUAGGGUUUCUGCGAGGGUGGUUCGUGGCUUUUCAUCUCCUGGUGUAUGGCAGGCUACGGUAAGCAUGGCAUUAAAGGGAAACGCAUGCAAAAAUUCGCAAGGUUUUCUUGACGAAAUAAAAUCUUUCAAGUCCUCCUAAG
Fusarium graminearum PH-1 is the source of this 1102-nucleotide messenger RNA. RefSeq names its product 60S ribosomal protein L17. The transcript has 4 exons. Gene Ontology annotation, biological process: cytoplasmic translation. Gene Ontology annotation, cellular component: cytosolic large ribosomal subunit; ribosome. The coding region runs from base 245 to 802 and encodes 185 amino acids. Lineage: Eukaryota; Fungi; Ascomycota; Sordariomycetes; Hypocreales; Nectriaceae. The record is from RefSeq and is a predicted model, not a curated record. Gene Ontology annotation, molecular function: structural constituent of ribosome.